CGCCCGAGCCCGCGCCGAGCGUGCGCCUCGCCCUCCUCCCGCGCCCGCUCUGCUCUAGGAUGCUGCGGCAGGUUCUGCACAGGGGCUUGAGGACGUGUUUCUCCCGGCUCGGCCACUUCAUUGCCAGUCACCCUGUCUUCUUCGCCUCGGCGCCGGUGCUCAUCUCCAUCCUGCUCGGCGCCAGCUUCAGCCGCUACCAGGUCGAGGAGAGCGUGGAGCACCUGCUGGCGCCCCAGCACAGCCUCGCCAAGAUCGAGCGCAACCUCGUCAACAGCCUCUUCCCGGUCAACCGCUCCAAGCACCGGCUCUACUCGGACCUGCAGACCCCUGGGCGCUACGGCCGGGUCAUCGUCACCUCCUUCCAGAAAGCCAACAUGCUGGACCAGCAUCACACCGACCUGAUCUUAAAGUUGCAUGCUGCUGUGACCAGGAUCCAGGUUCCAAGGCCUGGAUUUAAUUACACAUUUGCUCACAUAUGUAUCCUGAAUAACGAUAAGACUUGCAUCGUGGACGACAUAGUGCAUGUCCUGGAGGAGCUAAAGAAUGCUCGGGCCACCAACCGGACCAAUUUUGCUAUCACGUACCCGAUCACUCACUUAAAGGACGGGAGGGCAGUUUACAACGGGCAUCAGCUUGGAGGCGUCACCGUGCACAGCAAGGACCGAGUGAAAUCCGCAGAGGCCGUCCAGCUCACCUACUACCUGCAGUCAAUCAACAGUCUCAACGACAUGGUGGCAGAGAGGUGGGAGUCCAGCUUCUGCGACACCGUCCGACUGUUCCAGAAAUCUAACGGCAAAGUCAAAAUGUACCCUUACACGUCCUCCUCACUGAGGGAAGAUUUCCAGAAGACCAGCCGCGUAUCAGAACGCUACCUGGUCACCAGCUUGAUCCUGGUGGCCACCAUGGCCAUCCUCUGCUGCUCCAUGCAGGACUGCGUCCGCAGCAAACCCUGGCUGGGCCUGCUCGGGCUGGUGACCAUAAGCCUGGCCACUCUCACUGCGGCCGGGAUCAUCAAUCUUACUGGUGGGAAAUACAAUUCCACCUUCCUGGGAGUCCCUUUCGUCAUGCUAGGUCAUGGAUUAUAUGGGACUUUUGAAAUGUUAUCCUCCUGGAGGAAAACUAGAGAAGACCAACACGUUAAAGAGAGAACUGCAGCAGUCUAUGCAGACUCCAUGCUCUCCUUUUCUCUCACCACUGCCAUGUACCUGGUCACCUUUGGCAUAGGGGCCAGCCCUUUCACGAACAUUGAGGCAGCCAGGAUUUUCUGCUGCAAUUCCUGUAUCGCAAUCUUCUUCAACUACCUCUAUGUACUCUCGUUUUAUGGUUCCAGCCUGGUAUUCACUGGCUACAUAGAAAACAAUUACCAGCAUAGUAUCUUCUGUAGGAAAGUCCCAAAGCCCGAGGCAUUGCAGGAGAAGCCCGCAUGGUACAGGUUUCUCCUGACGGCCAGGUUCAGCGAGGACACAACUGACGGCGAGGAAGCGAACACUUACGAGAGUCACCUAUUGGUAUGUUUCCUCAAACGCUAUUACUGUGACUGGAUAACCAACACCUAUGUCAAGCCUUUUGUAGUUCUCUUUUACCUUAUUUAUAUUUCCUUUGCCUUAAUGGGCUAUCUGCAGGUCAGUGAAGGGUCAGACCUUAGUAACAUCGUAGCAACGGCGACACAAACCAUUGAGUACACUACUGCCCAGCAAAAGUACUUUAGCAACUACAGUCCGGUGAUUGGGUUUUACAUAUACGAGUCUAUAGAAUACUGGAACACUAGUGUCCAAGAAGACGUGCUAGAAUACACCAAGGGGUUUGUGCGAAUAUCCUGGUUUGAGAGCUAUUUAAAUUACCUUCGGAAACUCAACGUGACCACUGGCUUGCCUAAGAAAAAUUUCACAGACAUGUUGAGAAAUUCCUUCCUGAAAGCCCCCCAAUUUUCACAUUUUCAAGAGGACAUCAUCUUCUCUAAAAAGUACAACGAUGAGGUUGAUGUAGUGGCCUCCAGAAUGUUUUUGGUGGCCAAGACCAUGGAAACGAACAGAGAAGAACUCUAUGAUCUCCUGGAGACCCUGAGGAGACUUUCUGUCACCUCCAAGGUGAAGUUCAUCGUCUUCAAUCCGUCCUUCGUGUACAUGGAUCGAUACGCCUCCUCUCUGGGAGCCCCCCUGCACAACUCCUGCAUCAGUGCUUUGUUCCUGCUCUUCUUCUCGGCAUUCCUGGUGGCAGAUUCUCUGAUUAAUGUCUGGCUCACUCUAACGGUUGUGUCCGUGGAGUUUGGAGUUAUAGGUUUCAUGACAUUAUGGAAAGUAGAACUGGACUGCAUCUCUGUGCUAUGCUUAAUUUACGGAAUUAACUACACAAUCGACAACUGUGCUCCACUAUUAUCCACCUUUGUUCUGGGCAAGGAUUUCACAAGAACGAAGUGGGUAAAAAAUGCCCUGGAAGUGCAUGGGGUAGCUAUUUUACAGAGUUACCUCUGCUAUCUUGUUGGUCUGAUUCCUCUUGCAGCUGUGCCUUCAAAUCUGACCUGUACACUGUUCAGGUGCUUGUUUUUAAUAGCAUUUGUCACCUUCUUUCACUGCUUUGCCAUUUUACCUGUGAUACUGACUUUCCUGCCACCCUCUAAGAAAAAAAGGAAAGAGAAGAAAAAUCCUGAAAAUCGGGAGGAAAUUGAGUGUGUAGAAAUGGUGGAUAUCGAUAGUACCAGAGUGGUUGACCAAAUUACAACAGUGUGAUAGCGUCUGGUUGUUAUAUUUUCACCCUAGGUCUUAUCAAGAGCAAAGGGAUGAUGUUAAUGGAAACAAAUUGAAAGUUGUUCUUUGGUUUUUAAGAAUAAGAAAUAGGCAUCGCCAAAAAAAAGUAAAGGACAAGGUGGGGAAAUGGGCAUUGCAUAUCUUCAAUCUUUAAAACGAAAGGUUGUCAUCAGAGAAAAUUUACACACACACACACACACCCUAGGAGACUCAUAGUCUCUUAAACUAAGAUCAAAUAAGCAAAAGCUUAUUAGCAAGCAGAAUCCUCUUUUACUCACACUGCAGAUGUUGCUGGUAUUGUGACAAAAACCUCCUGAUUGAAAGGUCAGCUGCCAAGGCAGAAAUAGCUUCGAGCGUCGCUCAAACAGUAAAGCUUCCAGAACUUCUGCAGAGCGGCAGCUCCAAGCAGCGUCUGUGGUUUAAGGUCUAAGGUCUUUGCCGUCUCAUCUAUCCCCCCAACACCCCAAGGGGAUGUUUGUGAAAGUUCUGGCCACCAAAAGCAAGCCAGAACCUCAGAAACAGACACAUGGCGGAAUGGCCAUCACCCAUGGACUGAAACUGAGUCACCUCUAAACUCACCCGGGUGAGGCAGUUUUGUUGUCCAGAAUGAAUUUAUCAUACGCCCCACCCACCCACCAUCAAUAUACUUUUAACAUCGGUAUGGUUUGGUUAAUAUACCUUUAAACCAAUGACAGCUCCAGCAAUGCAGAGUUAAGGCAAUUCUAUUUUGGUAUAUCUCGUUGCUUGUCACCAAAUGGAUCUGCUUCAUUACUUACAGCUCUUGGCAAGAGGCUCUGAGUACCCAAAACCACAGAGCCAAACCGAAAUACCUGGCAUGAUGAAGGAAAAGCAGGUGUCUACUUGA
Globicephala melas (long-finned pilot whale) is the source of this 3609-nucleotide messenger RNA. RefSeq names its product patched domain containing 1 (gene PTCHD1). The record is from RefSeq and is a predicted model, not a curated record. Gene Ontology annotation, cellular component: plasma membrane; synapse. Gene Ontology annotation, biological process: cognition; chemical synaptic transmission. Lineage: Eukaryota; Metazoa; Chordata; Mammalia; Artiodactyla; Delphinidae.